This is a messenger RNA of Dracunculus medinensis (Guinea worm), 948 nucleotides long. The record is from the annotation of a GenBank genome assembly. NCBI's taxonomy places the organism in Eukaryota, Metazoa, Nematoda, Chromadorea, Rhabditida, Dracunculidae.
AUGCUCCGGAAAAAAAUUACAAUACAUGAGAGCAGCUUGCUUGUUGCUUGUAACACAAGGGGUGGCAAAGAAAAGAUUCCUGAUGGAUUAUCAAAUCUAAUCGGCACAUUAUCAGCAGGAACCGAAGUUUUACGUAAUUCCGUCGUAGAAAAAGUGGAAUAUGGUACUCAAGGUGUUAAAGUAGAUUAUCGUCAUAACGAUGAAAUCCAAAGCAUUUUUGGUGAUAUGUGUAUAUGUACACUACCGCUUGGUGUACUUAAAGAUUCAAUUAAAAAUAUCAGUGGCUCUCCGCAUUUUGAACCAGCAUUACCGGUUAACAAACGAAAAGCUAUUGAACAGCUUGGCUUCGGUACUAUUAAUAAGGUGAUUGGCUUAUGGUUUAAUGAGAAGCAAAUGGUUCAUUUAGUUUUUGGCAUGAUUGCCAACUCGAUUUUCGUAAUUCUGUUCUUCGAUAGAUCCUUCUGGGAUCAUCAACCAGUUUUCGGCAACAUUGGUGAAUCCGGAUGGUCAAGAGGAGAAUUAUAUAUGUUCCAAGCAGUACCCGAUAGAUCUAUCUUGGUCGGUUUAUUAUCCGGUGAAGCAGCCAAUCUGAGUGAAGAUUAUGAAAAGAGAACAAUAGUAAUUCGAGCAAUGAACAUACUUAUCGCUGUUUUUGGUCCUUCUUGUCCUCAAAAGGUUCCCAUCGAUGCGGUGGUGACAAAUUGGCGUACUGAUCCGUUUGCUCGUGGUGCUGUAAGUUACGUGCCUACGGAGGCUACAGGAGAUUUGUAUGAUAAAUUAGCAGAACCUGUAUUAGUUGAAAAUGAACAGCCUCGGAUAUUAUUUGCUGGCGAACAUACUAUUCGCAAUUAUCCUGCUUCCUUACAUGGAGCAUUUUUAUCGGGUGUACGCGAAGCUGCUCGUGUUGCUGAUUAUUUUAGUGGAUCUCCUUUCACCCUAACUUCAUAA